Pseudogymnoascus destructans is the source of this 935-nucleotide messenger RNA. RefSeq lists its product as uncharacterized. The coding region runs from base 1 to 690 and encodes 229 amino acids. The transcript has 6 exons. The record is from RefSeq and is a predicted model, not a curated record. Lineage: Eukaryota; Fungi; Ascomycota; Leotiomycetes; Thelebolales; Thelebolaceae.
AUGGCCACCACCACCACCCCCACCACCGAGGCUUCUGGCCUCAAAGCUAUAAAAGAUCUGGCUACCGUCGCCCCCGCCAACACCCUCACCACCACCAUGACUGAAGCUGGCGCCGCACCAACGGCAACCGACGAAGCUGCCUCCGAGUCGACUGUCCUGACACCAACCUCCGCCGCUACGGAUACGACCUCGACUGCACCGACCGAAACACCGACCAGUGAUGAGCCCUCUGUGCCGCCAAAGCCUCCGAUGACCACCCCAACGUCGCCGCCACCCGACCCUGUGUCGUCUCCAGUGCGACCCUCGACAGCGCCAGAACUUGCGGCCCGCCCGUCGCCCGCAACACCGGCACGCCCGGCUGCGGCCGUAAGAAGUUUACUGCGUCCAAUCGUCCUCGACUCUCCAACCCAAGGCCAGCAGAUGGCACUGCAGCUGCUGCACUCUGGCUUGUUAGAGGAACCCCGCCACUCCCACACCCUUGCCGGCCUCAUCACCCUCCCCGAUGCCCAACAUUUGGAAUUUCGCGCCCUCGACUCCAACGACCCUCCCAAUUUGUUGACGAUGCAAAACCUCGAAGCAGCAGUUGGGUAUACAGUUGGGGAGCUGGUGCAGCCACAGUGCAGCAGCUGUGCAGCUGGUUACGGCCACUUCUCCGAGUGCAUCCGCGUGGGGGGGAUAUUUUGGUGGUAGUUGUGAGGACUGCCACUUCGUGUUACGGCUACAGUAACAUGACAUCAUGGUUACAGGGCCAGGGCCUAGUAACGUGACAUAAACUAGUGGAUAUUGGAUAGUUGAGCUAUCCACGAACUAUCCUGAAUAUCUAGCUAUCCGCCAACUAUCCAGAUUACCCAUGAGGCAUGACGCCACUAUAUAAGUAGAUAGUAUUUCCUUAGAUAGGAGCUUCGUGCUCAACUCAAUAUAGUAUUCUUUACAAU